This is a messenger RNA of Lactuca sativa (garden lettuce), 2814 nucleotides long. NCBI's taxonomy places the organism in Eukaryota, Viridiplantae, Streptophyta, Magnoliopsida, Asterales, Asteraceae. The record is from RefSeq and is a predicted model, not a curated record.
GUAGGCAUUUUGAUUGUUAAACUCGAUGGCUGGAAAAGACUCGGACUACCGUAUAUUUGUCGGAGGGCUAUCAUGGGACGUUACUGAGCGCCAACUGGAAGGCGCCUUUGGUCGUUUCGGAAAAAUUAUCGACUCUCAGAUGGAUUUGUUUACAAGAAACUGUGGGUUCUGUUGGGUUGAACUGCUGAAGCUCACUUUCGUUUUUAUGCUUUGCUUUGUUCAGUUGGUUGUUUUGAAAUAGAACAUCUGUAUGUCAACAUGUUGCACAAUCUUAUUAAAAGAAGCUUGUAUCAGAUAUGCCCGUUUAAGUAAGCUUGUGAUCUGCUUUGAGAAAGUACGUGGUUUGAGACAAACAUGGAUAUCUAUCAGCAAUUUUGGACUUGUCAUAUGUAUUAUUACCAUGCGGCUGAACCUCUGAAAAGUCAAAAAGAUUUAGCAAAAUUCACGAAGCUAGUAGCUUUUACUAAAGCCAAUCAUUUUUUCAUUCGUUGUUGACACUUGUUGAUUAGGAUUUGAAGUCGAAUUAUCCAUAUAUAAUACCAAAAGUUUUGGGGAUUGAUUAAAGAACAUAUUCUUGAAUGCACACUGCAUCUGUGAUAGAGAAAAGACUUUGGACCAGUAACUUGGAAGGUGUACUCAAGGAGGAAGCCCAAAGCCAAAGAAGGACAGGUGUAGGGUGGUAAGAUAGGACACACGUAUGGUGAGAUUCUAGUAAGUCGUCAUGCAUGUGGGGGAAUUAGCCAAUUGGGAGAGCAGUAGUUUCUGAGAAGUUCAUGUGUGGUUGGGCUUCGAUAUGAUUACUUUUGAUUAGAUUAAUGCACCUUUCGUUCAACUGCCUCCAUAUACUUUUUUGAGCUUUUUAGAACUUGAGCAUUCAGAUUAACACCAGAGUUGCUAGGAUUAAGGUGCCCAUGCUCUGUUUUGUCAGUUAUGCCAUCUGUUUUGAGCAGUUUUCAUUAAAUAAUAUGUACACUGAAAGUCAGAUUGGUGGACUUCAUCAUUUAGCAGAAGAUUAGGGUACACAGUAUUCUUUUGUGGAGGGUUCUCAAUGACUGAAGCUAUCUUUGUGCUCGAUUUUGCAUCCUGUUCUGCUGGAGUUUCAUUUAUCUUAGCACUUGUUUCAAGUAGAUUUCUUUUAUGACAAAGUCCAUGAUGGUUAGUUAUAGUGUAAGUAAAACAUAGUGCCUCCUAGACUCAACCCUCAGAAGCACUCGCCUUCAUUUUCAGUAUCCUGAUUUGCAGUGUUGUAGAGCACCGUUUGUGAAAGCAAUUACUACUACCAGGGCUUUUUGUUUUCCAUGCUGAUUCAUGUACAAUGUAGCAACUGUUGGUAAAUGGGACAAUGUGAUCCGGAUUGACACUUUUUGGUGAAGGUUUCCAAGAUUUCAAGCUAAAGCUGCUAUCUUUAUCCCAAUGAUUUUUAGCUAUAUAGAGCUUCUUCUUGCUGUUUAGCGUCUUAUGUUCAAGAAACUAUCUGGCACUGAUAUAAUUUAUGACACCAAAAAUAUGAUGAAGUGGCAAUAGUGAUGUAUGUUUCCCUGAAAGAUGAGAUAGUAAAAGAUCCCUUAAGUUGUCCAAAGUGGGGAAGAAAGAAGAAACUGAUGACCUUGUUAUGUUAUAAAAUCUUAGAAAUUAAGCUAAAACAACAAAAGUAAUCGUAUCAUCAGCUGAACUUCUGUGGUUAAGUCAUCCCAAGUGCUGUAAUUUAUGUUAUGCGGGCUAAGAAAAUUCCAGUUAAAGAUCUGUUAUUAGUAACAGUAGUAAGUAAUCAGUGAGAAAGAAAAGAAGAAAUUGAUAAGUGAUUUGGUGCAGAGUGCCCUGAAUAUGAUCUACUAUUAUAAAUCCUAACAAAUUAAGUUCUUUAUCGGCCAAAUUGAUAUAGAGAUAAUGCUUGAAAGAGACACGGGGCGUCCACGCGGAUUCGGGUUCAUAACAUUUUCAGACCGUAGAGGCAUGGAAGAUGCAAUCAGGGAAAUGCAUGGAAGUGAUCUUGGGGAACGAGUCAUCUCCGUCAACAAGGCUCAGCCUAAAAUGGGCGGUGAUGAGGCGGCGGAUCACGGUUACGGUGGAGGCUAUCCGUCUUCUGGCGGUAGAGGUGGUGACAGAUCUAUGGGACAGGACGAGUGCUUCAAGUGUGGCCGCUCAGGACACUGGGCUCGUGACUGCCCUUCAGCAGGCGGUGGUGGUGGUAGAGGUGGCGGCCGGUUCUCUUCCCGCCCCAGGUUUGGUGGCGGCAGGGGAGACCGCUAUGCUGACCGUGAACGUUAUGUGGAUGAUAGAUACGAUGGAGGGCGUUUUGGGGAUAGAGACCGCUAUGAUAGUCGAGAUAGCAAGUAUGUUGGAAGCCGCAGUCGCUAUUCAAGUGAUAGGUACUCACCAAGUGGAGGUGGAGAUCGGUUUGGAGGCGAUAGAUAUGGAGUCCCGGAACGUUACCCACCACCGCCGCCGCCGCCACAGAGCGGGUAUGGCAGGGAGAGAGAGUAUGAUCGGGAAGUUGGCCCGAGGAGGAGCAGUGACAGAUAUGGUGGUGGUGGUGGUGGUGGACCUGCACGUUAUGAAGGAAGAAACUAUAGGGAUAGAGCUGGUCCAUAUGACCGGCCCAGAAGGGGAGGUGGCCGGCCAUCAUCCUUUGACUACUGAAAAGUUUUCUUGUUACCUGAUAUGCUCAACGAUGAAACCUUUUUUUUAUCCAUCCGCUUUCUAGAUUUGGUUAGUUAGUGUGUGAAUCAUUCUCAUCUCAGUUGAGGUGGUUAAUAAAACCUUGUGCCACUUUUUCUUCUACUAAUUUAUUUUCAGUCGGCUCCUAAAAGUAAA